Messenger RNA from Sinocyclocheilus anshuiensis, 914 nucleotides. RefSeq names its product glucose-6-phosphatase-like. The coding region runs from base 55 to 555 and encodes 166 amino acids. Gene Ontology annotation, biological process: glucose 6-phosphate metabolic process; gluconeogenesis. Gene Ontology annotation, molecular function: glucose-6-phosphatase activity. Gene Ontology annotation, cellular component: membrane. The transcript has a single exon. Lineage: Eukaryota; Metazoa; Chordata; Actinopteri; Cypriniformes; Cyprinidae. The record is from RefSeq and is a predicted model, not a curated record.
CGCCAUCUAGAGUUUCAUGACUAAACUAUAUAUUUAUUCUUGUUUUUCACAGGCAUGAUUGUUGCUGAGGCCUUCAACAGACAGAAAUGGAUCUACAGUGCCAGUCUAAAGAAUUACUUCAACAUCACGCUGCUCCUGCUUUCUUUUGCGGUGGGCUUGUACCUGCUCCUCAAAGCUCUGGGUGUGGAUCUGCUGUGGACGCUUGAGAAAGCCCAGCGGUGGUGCGUCAAUCCAGCCUGGGUCCACUUGGACACCACGCCGUUCGCCAGCCUGUUGAGGAACAUGGGCACCCUGUUUGGUCUGGGACUCGGUCUUCACUCCCCGCUGUACACUGAAAGCAAGAAGAGCAGCAGUGCUCGAGUCAGGAUGGCCUGUAUCGUCGCCUCUCUGUCUCUGCUGCAUCUCUUCGAUUCCAUCAAGCCUCCCACACACACGGCUGCCCUCUACUACCUGCUGUCUUUCUGCAAGAGCGCCACCGUUCCCCUCGUCACGGUCAGUAUCAUCCCGUACUGCGUGUCCGGAGCCCUCGGUUUACAAAGCAAAAAACAGCUUUGAGCUGAGAAAGAACUGCAAAAGACUGUGAGCAACUACACAAUUACUUAGUGUUUCAAACUAGCAUGUUCAUCCCAUCAGUCGAAGGAACACUGCCAAUUAACAACUUGCCUGUUUAAAUGUGUUUUCUAACUAAGGGAUGCAGACACUUAAGAGUUUAAAUUAAGCACUGUUAUAUUACAAAUUACAAUGGUGCAUUGUGCCUUUGGAUCUACAUGAAAAGGUCUGAAGGUCAUGAAAACAAAAUAAGUGUUAAGUCCUUUUUUGAGAACUGAAAUGAUAAGUAUAUGUAUAUAGGAGGACAAUGUUUGUCCUCCCUAAGAGGUGUACUUUUUUUGAUGUAUUUUCUGUAAUAUUUUAUU